Gryllus bimaculatus (two-spotted cricket) is the source of this 2542-nucleotide messenger RNA. The record is from the annotation of a GenBank genome assembly. NCBI's taxonomy places the organism in Eukaryota, Metazoa, Arthropoda, Insecta, Orthoptera, Gryllidae.
AUGUUUAAACUCGUCUGCUUCGUCUGCCUGUUAGCUACUGCCCUUGCGGCGAAUUCCUGGAGAGAGGGGGCCUUCGAAUCCGACGAGAACCUCGUUGACGCCGACAGCCAGGAGGCUAAUAACCCCAACAUCAAUGCACCUGCCAUUAACUCCCCCUGCGGACACAAGCGAAUAGUCGGCGGUCGACGAAACGACGCGGUGGCUCCAGAGGACAACGCAAGUGCGAUGAACUCCCGCUGCGGCGGACAUCCGGACAACGACGACAACAACAACGACGACAACAGCACCACGACAAUCGAGAAACAUCCUUACCAGGUAUCCUUGUAUCAAGAUACAUUCUAUUUCGCAAGUGGUUCCAUCAUCAGCUCACAGUGGGUCCUAACCGCUGCCCAUUGGGAGAUUAAAGCCACACCUCAAUAUACAGUUCGCGUUGGCAGCAGCCAUCGGCACACCGGCUUCAAGUACACCGUGGCUGAAGUAAAAAAGCAUGAACUCUACAAGAAAUCGAGCCGCCCAGAAUUCAGUGACUAUGACAUCGCCGUCAUACGCAUUAAUGGCCGCUUCACUUUUGGCUCCAACGUGCAGCCCAUCCCCUUAGCGACCAGGGCACCUCCAACUGGCGCGUUGGCCGUUCUUGUUGGCUGGGGCCGUACGGUUAAUGUCGGUUCGAAGCUGCGGGCCGUGUCUGUGCCAAUCGUGUCCCAAGACAAGUGCAGACGCUUCUACAUCAACCGCGAGGAAGGCGAAGUUACUCCUCGCAUGCUUUGCGCGGGCGUCCUCUCCGGCGACUUCAGCACUUGCGCGGGUGACGACGGUUCUCCGUUGGUGUACAACAGGGCUCAGCGAGUAAAAACGGCAACCUCCAGGCGUGAGGAGCGCUCAGUCUCCGAGGAAGCCCUCCUUGAUGCCGGAAGUAACUUGGCUUCCGAUCCAGAAGACAGUGAGACCGGAAUAAGAGCGCGCUGUGGCGGUCAACACCCAAUUGCCAACGUCAGACCCAACAACGAGACGGAUCUCGAUCCAGAGGAGAACGAAAUCGAAAUGAAAGCCCGCAAUGGUGGGCACCAGCGAAUUGUAGGCGGCGUUCCCACGUCAAUCAUAUAUCAUCCCUAUCAGGUCUCCCUACAAGAAUAUAGCCAACAUUUUUGUGGUGGUUCCAUCAUCAGCCCACAGUGGGUCCUAACCGCGGCCCAUUGCAGAGUUCAAUCCACACCUCCAUACACAGUUCGCGUUGGAAGCAGUUUAAAAACCAAAGGAGGCAGCAUCUACCCCGUGGUUGAAGUGAAGCGCCAUGAACUUUUCAAUGCCUUCAUUGACUACGACAUCGCGGUCGUUCGCCCCAUUCCUCUUGCGAUGCAGGAGCCUCCACCUGGUGGCUGGGCCGUCGUUAGUGGCUGGGGACGCACACCAUCACAUGAAAUGCUUCCAGCAUUUCCAGCUUUUCCAGCAUUUGUUACAAUUGUAGGGAUUGUAGUAGAGUACGUAAUGUUAAUUUUCUUCUGUUAUAAGUUGCAAGAAGCUCGUGCUACCAACGUCAUUUCUGUUGCAAGUACUCUCACCACACACUGCAGCCACUGCGGAGAGACCUUCCUGCGCAUUGCUGGCCCCUUCGAGCGAGGCUCGGGCGGUCUCCGGGCUGGAGGAGCGGGACAACGUGGCUCCCUGGAGCCAGGAGGCCGCUGGCUCGGAGGAGGACCCGGACGCUGAGGACGAUUCCGACACCGAGGUGGCCCCCAAACCACACCCUUACGAGCAAGCGAUUUUUUACCGAAGCGUCGCUGCACACAAGCGGAUUGUCGGCGGGGGCAAUCCCACAACCACUGAACAACACCUUACCAGGUUUCCCUUCAGCUCUUUGGUAGUCAUUUCUGCGGAGGCUCCAUCAUCAGCACUCAGUGGGUCCUAACGGCCGCACAUUGCUUCUUCUUCGCAAUUCCUGGAUACACAGUGCGUGCUGGAAGCAGUUUCUGGAACUCUUCAGGCAUUGUCUAUCCUGUGGCUGAAAUUGCCAUCCAUAAGAACUUCAGCUACAAUAGCACUGACUACGACAUUGCUGCUGUUCGCAUCAACGGCACCUUCAAAUUCGACCCCAAAGUGCAGCCCAUUCAUCUGGGCCACCCACCCGCCCGCCCCUGGCGCUAAUGCUGUCGUCAGCGGUUGGGGCUUAACCUCCUUGCAGGCGAACAGCACUCUUUCCACCCAACUGCAGAACGUAUCCGUGCCCAUCAUAUCCAACGCCUUGUGCAGUUGGUUGUACCGCCACCGGGGUAAUAAUUCGGUCACACCCCGUAUGCUGUGCGCUGGGGAGCUUGCCGGCGGCCACAACGUCUGCAAGGGAGACUCCGGUGGCCCUCUGGUCAGCGGACGAGAGCAAGUUGGCGUCGUGUCCUGGGGCGAAGGGUGCGCUGAUGCCAACAGCCCCGCCGUCUUCACCAACGUUGCCGCCCUGCGCUCCUGGAUCAAAAAAGUCACGGGCGUCUAAGACACCCAUUUUUCUUGAAAAUAUGAGUUUGUAGCUCUACGUACUGUUUUUUAAACAAAC